AUGAUCUAUGUUCAUCUGCUAAUCGCAUCAAAAUUCAGCGAAACUUGUAUCAAGGGACAUCGUUCGAGUGGAUGCAAGCACACCGAUCGAGCUCUGUACGAGAUAAAAAAGAAAGGCCGACCGGUCACUCAAUGCGAACAGUGUCGUGAAUUACGCAAAACGAAACAAGUCCAUGUCAAGUGUAUAUGCCCUAAGGGAGAAGGAAGUGGCCAAGCCUCCAACAGUUUAAACAAAACGUUGCAGAAACCCGCGUUCCCCAACGGUUUGCCUCAAGCGUCAAUCGCGGUACAACACCUAUCAGAAAGCUCUUCUGAUUCGGAAUACGGUAUGGCUGUAAGUUUAUUGCAGUCCAGAUCCUUACUGACGCUCCAUGGCGUGUGA
Lentinula edodes (shiitake mushroom) is the source of this 381-nucleotide messenger RNA. RefSeq lists its product as uncharacterized. The transcript is spliced from 2 exons. Gene Ontology annotation, cellular component: nucleus. Gene Ontology annotation, biological process: intracellular iron ion homeostasis; intracellular copper ion homeostasis; positive regulation of transcription by RNA polymerase II. Gene Ontology annotation, molecular function: copper ion binding; DNA-binding transcription factor activity, RNA polymerase II-specific; RNA polymerase II cis-regulatory region sequence-specific DNA binding. NCBI's taxonomy places the organism in Eukaryota, Fungi, Basidiomycota, Agaricomycetes, Agaricales, Omphalotaceae. The record is from RefSeq and is a predicted model, not a curated record. Bases 1 to 381 code for a protein of 126 amino acids.